UCACUUCACUCAUUCGUUCCACACCACAUUUAUGGUUCAUCUUCUUCUGUGUCGAUGAAAAACCACCGAUCAAGCGGGUGUGUGUAUCACUGUUCAUUGUAGCUUUUUCCCAUUUCCACUCUUGCGGCAUAAAGAUGAGAACUUGGAAUAAAAGUCAUACCAACAUGAAGGUUUUCUUUUUAUGGUAUUUUUUUUUAGUGAUGGGUAUUAAUUAGUGGUGUUAAUGUUAGGGUGAUGGUUAUAAGUGCUGUUAUUGCUUUUUACUGUAAUUUCCUUUUGUGGUAGAGUCAGAUUGCAAUAUCCUUUUUCUGAAAGCUUUCACAAUGUGAGGCUGGACUUUUGGCUUAGCCCAUGAAAAAAAGAUGCUUUUCUUAGGGGGGGUUUCCCCGUUUCUUCAUCUCUUACUCCUUUACACUUUUGGGGGUUUAUCAUUUUCUUGGGAAAGUGAGAUUGUUGAAAGCUUGUGAUAGAUGCCUCUGGUUUUUUUUUUUUUUUUAAGAAAUUUCUCUCAUGCAAAAACAAAAGAAAAAGAAAAACUUGUGCUUUUUGAGGGAAAAUGGGGACCAAAGCUUUUGAACGUACUACUAGCAAAGUCCCAAGAAAAGAGACCCCUCCUACAACAUAAUGAAUUGACAUUGGCUCCCACAAUGGGCUUAGACUUCAACUGUUCAACACCAAAGCCAGCAUGUAAAAUGUUUAACUACAAUUGGAUUAAAAAUUCAAAAUAGCUUCUUUUUAACUAUUUUCUCCACUUUCCUCCUUAGGUUUUUUUGAGCUAAGAAAAAAGAUGCUUUUUAUGGGGUUUAGAUUGAUUGGUUUCUGGCACUUAUAUGAUUGGAUAAAACUCCGCUGCGGUAACAUAUACUAGUAGUAUGUUUUUGGUGACGCUUUCCGAUUAAAAGUGGAGCUUCUUGCAUUUAUGAUUUGGAGGUUAGGUUGUUGGCCUUUUUAUUUUUUUUGUUAAGGAAACCAAGGGCGUAAAAACUGUGGUGUGUUGGCCAGAGUGUUGGAGGCUCUGAUGAGUCAAGGAGUCAUGAUUUGUUGGGUUGUUGCUGUUGUGGGGUCUCAUUCAAUGACCGACUCCUGACAAUUGCAGUUAUAAAACGUGAAUUAUUGGAAUCUGAAGGUUUCCAAUGUUGAAAGGGAAGUUUUUGGUGGUUUGCAGAUCACAGUGACCAUUUGUGUAUGAAUUUCUAAGGUCUUGUCAUGGAGUGUAAUGCAAAAUCUCUCGGGCAAUGGGACUGGGAGCACUUAUUCUUCUUCAAUACAAAAGCAGCUGAAAAUCCAAGGUUACAACCAACUGAUUGUAGCAGUGAAGCAGAUCGGGAAAUCAACGUUGGAAUGUUGCAUCCAUCAGGUGGUAGUGCUUGUUCUGGCUCUGAACUAAUACAUGCUUCUUCAUCAAGGAGCUCAAAAUCAGCUUCCAACAAUUCAUCAUCAAAUGGGGAUAGCAAGGCAUCUAUAUUGACUCUGGAAGGUUCUCAUGAUGAUUCCACUGGGAAGAAAGAAUUGUGCAAUGGAGAGCCAAUUGAAACUUCUCCUGCAGCAGUGCCCUCUCCUGUCUCUGGUGAACCGUUGCUCACUCUAAAGCUUGGUAAACGAUUGUACUUUGAGGAUGUCUGUACCGGAAGUGAUUCCAAGAAACCAUCUUCCUUUGACGUUCCCAUUUCAUCAGGAAAGAAACAUAAAACCAGUAGUCAGACUUUACAGCAUCCAAGCUGCCAGGUGGAAGGCUGUGGCCUUGACCUCUCAUCUGCUAAAGAUUACCAUCGCAAACACCGAGUUUGUGAAGCUCAUUCCAAAUCCCCUAAGGUGGUUAUAACUGGUUUGGAACGCCGAUUUUGCCAGCAAUGUAGCAGGUUCCAUGCUCUGUCAGAGUUUGAUGACAAAAAAAGAAGCUGUAGGCGACGUCUUUCAGAUCACAAUGCAAGGCGCCGCAAACCUCAGCCUGACUCAAUCCAAUUAAAUCCAUCAGCUUUGUCUUCAUCACCCUAUGAUGGGAGGCAAAUAGUGAGUCCAUUUGCAUUUUCAAGGACUGCCACAAAUUUAGCUUGGCAAGAUAUGCACCCCCAGACAAAAGAAUUUCUCCCGAAGCCUGCAAAAGCCUUCAAUAAGAUACCGAGUAUUGUCUCCAUGCUUUCUGAUGAUUCCAGUGGCCUUCUAACAUCUAGAGGCAUAGCAACGAAGAGUACUGUUCCAGAUGUUGCAGGUAUGGAAGAUCCCAUUAGGUUGUCUGAUCCAAACGGUACACAAGAUGUUAACCGUGCUCUCUCUCUUCUGUCAACGAAUUCUUCAUCUUCAUGGGGUGCAUAUGAGACUAAGUCCCUUUCUUUGGAACACUCCACUCGGGCAACACACUCAAUCACUCAGCAUCACUUACCACUUCCUUCCUCGGCAGAGUAUUGGCACACUGAUCAUCAACAACAUUCAAGCAUGUGUAUCUCAUUCACGGAUUGCGAUAGCAGCAAUCGCUUUCAAGACUUUCAGCUGUUGAGCUCACCCUAUGAAUCACCUUUUCCUUGCAACCAACUGGAUUAACAACACUAUGCUUCUACUUCAACAAAAUUUCUAGGGUGCUGUCUUUCAUUUGCUUGCUUUUUCAAAUGGAGAUUAAUUAAAACUGCAUGUUGAUUGCAGUUCGAAUGGUGUAAGACCUGUUCUCUUGAAAACUCCCAAGACAUUUUCAUUUUGUACCAGACUGCGCUCAUUUCAAUUUUAACUUUAAUUUCUACUUAA
Glycine soja is the source of this 2736-nucleotide messenger RNA. Its product is annotated as squamosa promoter-binding-like protein 2. Gene Ontology annotation, cellular component: nucleus. The transcript is spliced from 5 exons. Gene Ontology annotation, molecular function: DNA binding. NCBI's taxonomy places the organism in Eukaryota, Viridiplantae, Streptophyta, Magnoliopsida, Fabales, Fabaceae. Bases 1207 to 2538 code for a protein of 443 amino acids. The record is from RefSeq and is a predicted model, not a curated record.